This is a messenger RNA of Eutrema salsugineum, 402 nucleotides long. RefSeq lists its product as uncharacterized. Lineage: Eukaryota; Viridiplantae; Streptophyta; Magnoliopsida; Brassicales; Brassicaceae. The record is from RefSeq and is a predicted model, not a curated record. The transcript has a single exon. The coding region runs from base 1 to 402 and encodes 133 amino acids.
AUGAGUGAUAACUCUCAGCUGCGUGGAAGACUACCACAUGUGGCUUCUCCCCAUCCAAAGCGGCCCUACAAAUCACUUCGCAUAAGAGCUCAGUCCCCUGAACCAGUUGAAGAAAAUUCAAUGGAUAAUGAAGCAACUGGCUCGACAGAGAAGGGAAUGAAGCCGAGGAAUGACAAUACUUCGAGAAAAGUUCCCUACAAAGCUCUUCUCAUCAGAGCUCGGUCACCUGAACCAUAUCAUGAGGAGAAUUCAACAGAUAGUGAAGCAACCAGUUCACAAGAGUCAGAAGUGAAGCCAAGGAAGAACAAUGGUGCGAAAAAAGAUCUGAAGAACAGAUUAGAGACAAGGAAGAAUAACACCCCUAAAAGAAUCGUUUCCCAUGAACCAGAACUCAGACGUUAA